Messenger RNA from Cicer arietinum (chickpea), 2864 nucleotides. RefSeq names its product ubinuclein-1-like. NCBI's taxonomy places the organism in Eukaryota, Viridiplantae, Streptophyta, Magnoliopsida, Fabales, Fabaceae. Gene Ontology annotation, biological process: chromatin organization. The record is from RefSeq and is a predicted model, not a curated record. Gene Ontology annotation, cellular component: nucleus.
CUUUCCGAUUUUUGAAUCCCGCGCAAUAUCUUAGCACACCAAUUCUCUUCUUCUCAUUCUUCUUAUUCUUAGGGCUUAAUAAUUUUUCAUCCAUUUUUCUCGCACCCUAAUUCUCCCUCGCCGCGACUCCAAUUCAUAACCGCUCCGAUGAUGGAGGACAACUCCAAUUUCGACGCCGCCGCCAGCGAUUCGUCCAGACCUCCGUCCUCUUUCGUUAAGAAAGGCGACCGUCAAAUUUUCACCGUCGAGCUCCGGCAAGGAGAGACCACAAUAGUAUCGUGGAAGAAACUUGUUAAAGACGCCAAUAAGGUCAACAGUGGAUCCUUUUCCGCUACCGAGCAACUUCCAAAACUGAACCCUGCGCUCGAAGCUAGAAUCGCUCCUGGGCAAGCUGAGAUUAAAGAACAAGAUGCUCCCCAGACAAACCGGUUCAGUGCUGUCAUAGAGAAGAUUGAACGGCUUUACAUGGGUAACGAUAGUAGUGACGAGGAGGAUCUGCCUGACAUUCCUGAUGAUCAGUAUGAUACAGAAGACUCUUUCAUUGAUGAUGCUGAGCUGGAUGAAUAUUUUGAGGUUGAUAAUUCUGCAAUCAAACAUGAUGGUUUCUUUGUAAACAGGGGGAAAUUGGAACGCAUUGCAAGAAAUGAACCUCCAGUCUCACCUAAUCAGCCAACAAAGAAAAGGCGGCGGAAAGAUAUACCAAAGAAUUCUGGUGAAAAUGUUGAUGGCCAUGUAUCAAAUAAACAUGCAAAAGUGGGCAAGACAGCUGCUGGAAAGACUGCAUCAUUACCUGUGAAUAAUAAAUCUAAUUCCUCAAAAAAAUUGGCCGUUCCUGGUGAACAUCAUGAAGACCUGAAAUCUCAGAAUCAGUUGGAGAUCUCUGGAAUUAAUUUGAAAAAGAAAACGGCUGAUAUCAGACCAAUUUCAGAUUCUUUUCUUUGUUUGAAAGUAUCAAAUAAUGAUGUUCCUUCUGUGGUAGAAACAAAAGAUGCUGAUAAACAGAAGACAGGAGUUCUUCAAUCUAAGAAUACAAAGGAUAAGUAUAAAGAUGCAAGUGCAGUGCUUGAUACUUCUCAACAGAAGUUCCAAGAAAAAAGUGUUUAUGUACAUUCGAAAUCCCAAUCUGGAAGGAACCCAAGUAGUGUUGAUGAUUUGAAAAAUACAGGUCGAUCAAAAGAUAAAAAUGGCACCCAUGAAUUACCAGAUCUUAACUUGUCUGAGGGAAAAUCUGUGAUGCAAACACCAAAAUCUAAAAACUUACUCAAAAAAGAUUGCUCCAGUGUUGCGUCAAAAUCUACAAUGCUUGAGAAAGCCAUUCGAGAUUUGGAGAAAACGGUUGCAGUGUCAAGGCCACCAACUAUGGACAACCAGGAGGUUGAUAACACAUCCCAGACUAUCAAACGGAGAUUACCUAGGGAAAUAAAGCUAAAACUUGCUAAAGUUGCUAGAUUAGCGCAGGCAAGCCAAGGGAAAGUAUCAACGGAGUUGAUUAAUCGUCUUAUGAGUAGUCUUGGGCACCUGAUUCAGCUCAGAACACUAAAGAGAAACUUAAAAGUUAUGAUCAAUAUGGGUUUGUCUGCAAAGAAAGAGAAAGAUGAUAGGUUUCAACAAAUAAAGAAGGAUGUUGUUGAGAUGAUUAAGAUUGAGGCCCCAUCUAUGGAAUCUGAGGAGCAAGCUGGAGCAUCUGGGGAUCAAGAAUUGGGUCCUGAUGGAAAAGCAAUAUCUAAAAGGACUUUUAGUAUGGACACUGCAUUGGAAGAGAAGAUUUGUGAUCUCUAUGACCUUUUUGUUGAUGGGUUGGAUGAAACUGCAGGUCCGCAAAUCAGAAAAUUGUAUGCUGAGCUUGCAGAACUAUGGCCAAAAGGUAACAUGGAUAACCAUGGGAUCAAACGCGCAAUUUGUAGGGCAAAAGAGAGGCGCAGAGCACUACACAAUAGAAAUAAGGACCAGGAAAAAAUUAAGAGGAAAAAGUUAUUGACACCAAAGCAUGAAGAGAAUGUUCAGUUUGAUGCUAGCUCACAACAGAAUGUGCAAAAGCGAUUAGCUCCAGAAUCUAGCAGUCAUCCUUCAUUGAAUAAGGCAGUUUCUAAUACAGUUGCAGAUGUCCGGGUUCUCCAUCCUCCUGUGAAUGGUUCGAAAAAAGAAAAAGUGAAGGGGAGUUCAAGCUGUUCCCCGGCUGAUGUCAGGGUUGCAGACGGUGCUUUAAUUAAGAAGAAGGAAAAAAAGAGAAAGACAGAACAUGAGUUGGAAGGAACUCGUUUUCGCCCAGAGAAGCUAGCUUCAUUGCAGGAAAAAGAAAGCCCCAGGUCCUUAAAACAGUCUCCAGGGGUUCCUCCCAAAUCAAAUCUUCAUCCUACAUCUCUACCUGGUCUUGAACAAUCAAGCUAACAUGGUAUCAACUAGGAUGUUCACACAAUAGAAUGUGUGUAUCACAGUUUUUGUUGUCACCUAUAUCUCUGCUGCACCCCUUCAGUCCUUCCCUCACCAAAUCAAACUAUAACCUCAUUGAUUAUUACCAUUUUUGUAAUUAGAUGGCCUUGCCCUUGCAAAGUUCCGUCAAAUAUAGGUAAUAGCUUUGUUGAUUGUUGGUGAUCCAAGGUGGUGGUGAUUCUCCGGUCAGUAUGCAAAUUUGAUUUAUUGAUUAGAACAGGAUUUACUGUGAAUUGGGAUUCAGUAUAAAAUGUGCUUUAGACACAUGUCGUGAACAUUCUUUACAUGGUUGGAAAGUUGUUUUGGCAACUAGACAUCUUUUUUGGGUAAAUCUAUGUAAUUGUAGAAACAAAUUUUACAUAGAUUUAUUCAAGGGGUUGAUAUUUAUCGUCAUUUUUCUUAUGAAUUGGUUAGGAUUCCUAAUCAAAUGUUUU